Molecule: messenger RNA, 1263 nt
Organism: Penicillium coprophilum
Lineage: Eukaryota; Fungi; Ascomycota; Eurotiomycetes; Eurotiales; Aspergillaceae
Product: 8-oxoguanine glycosylase OGG1
Exons: 3
Coding region: 1-1263 (420 amino acids)
Biological process (GO): nucleotide-excision repair; base-excision repair; base-excision repair, AP site formation
Cellular component (GO): nucleus
Molecular function (GO): 8-oxo-7,8-dihydroguanine DNA N-glycosylase activity; damaged DNA binding
Source: RefSeq, a predicted model, not a curated record
AUGUCCGCAGGUGCUUUGUCAGAAUGGCAGAAGCUGCCUUUAAGCUUGAGUGAGCUUUGUAUCAACACUACCCUCAGAUGUGGACAGUCCUUCAGGUGGCAGAACCUCCCAGAGAAUCAGGAAUGGCGAUGUGUUCUUUAUGGUCAUUUUAUGUCGCUUAAACAAGACCCAGAUUUCUUGUACUAUAGAUCUGUGCAACCCCCUUCCCAUACAAUCACACCAACCUCCGACAAUGACCAUCUCGUCCGCAUUAUCAAACAUUACUUCAACUUAACACCAAAUUUGACCGAACUCUACUCCCAAUGGUCAUCACAAGAUCCCAACUUCAAGAAAAAGGCUGCCCAAUUCACUGGGAUUAGGAUCCUUCGGCAAGAUGCGUGGGAAGCGUUGAUAUCAUUCAUCUGCAGCAGCAACAAUAAUAUUGCACGGAUCUCGCAAAUGGUGGAGAAACUUUGCAUACAUUAUGGAAAACCUGUGGCCACAAUUGAAGGGCGUGCAUAUUAUGACUUUCCUCCCCCAGGAGCAUUAACUGGCAACGACGUGGAAAGCAAUCUGCGCAAGUUAGGGUUUGGAUACCGGGCCAAGUACAUAUAUCAAACUGCGCUUAUGGUAUCAGCCCGAGAGAAGGGCUGGUUAGACAACUUGAGCAACCCCGAGUGUCCAGCAUUUGGCGUUGAUCCUCAACCUAGCGGCGAAAUGAAGCCAGAAGGACGAGAGGGUUAUCGUGAGGCCCAUGAAAAGCUUCUUGAGCUACAGGGAGUCGGACCAAAAGUCUCAGACUGUGUUAGUCUGAUGGGCUUAGGCUGGGGAGAGUCUGUGCCGGUUGAUACUCAUGUGUGGCAAAUCGCACAGCGAGACUACAAAUUUGGAAAAAGUUCCAACAAGAAUUUGAACAAGACAACUUAUGAUGCUGUCGCCAAUCAUUUCCGCAAGCUUUGGGGCAAAGAAGCUGGAUGGGCUCAUAGUGUGCUUUUCACUGCGGACCUGCGGACCUUUGCAGACAAACUUGCUGCAACCAAGAAGGUUAAUGUGAAAGUGAAGGAUGAAGAGUCUGAUGUCAAGAUUGAGACAAAAGUGACAACUGCUCUCUCUUUGGAGGCUCCUAAGGAGGAAGACAUGGAGGAAGAUGCCAAAGUGAAAGUCAAGGUCGAGGACAUAGAUCAUGCCAAGCCCAGCAGCAUGAAGCGCAAGGGAGCCGAAACCAUUGUUCCAGCGGCUCAAACAACGGAGACACGAAGAGUGUCCAAGCGACUUAGGCGCUGA